Messenger RNA from Fusarium venenatum, 3516 nucleotides. RefSeq lists its product as uncharacterized. Gene Ontology annotation, cellular component: cohesin complex; chromatin; nucleus. The record is from RefSeq and is a predicted model, not a curated record. NCBI's taxonomy places the organism in Eukaryota, Fungi, Ascomycota, Sordariomycetes, Hypocreales, Nectriaceae. Gene Ontology annotation, biological process: sister chromatid cohesion. Gene Ontology annotation, molecular function: chromatin binding.
AUGGACAGUAAUUCAAGCCCAGCAACCGACCCCGAUGCCACAACGCGUCGCCGAUCGGGACGCGUCGUGAGAGCGCCCUCUAAAUUUACACCCGAACCUGCAUCCCAGCCAACACACCCAAAGCGCAAGCGAGACGACCAGGACGAUGAAGACGACGAUGGCGAAGAAGAAGCCGCUGCUGAAACUGAAGCGCCAGAUUCAGAUGAGGAGAUGAGCGACGAGCCUGACAAUGACAGCGACGAAGAUCAUCCCGCACCACGCUCUAGAAAGAAGGCGUCGCAAACAAGUCGCGUAAAGAAACCCUCUGCCAAAAAGCCGAAGAUCAAUGGUUCCAAACCCUUGCGACCUGCGCGAGUCACUCAUGCUGCCAAAAGCCUUCCGAGCAGACCUAAAAAGAGUGUUCGGAUCGAAGACGCGGCUGUAAAAGGAACUGGCCUCUAUUCUGAUCUUUUCGGCUCGGGCGAUUCCAGUAAAUCAGUGGCUGAAGAAUGGUUGAACAAAUACAAUGACGAUGGGGUGGCAGCUUUUACUGAUCUAGUAAAUUGCAUUUUGCAGUGUGCUGGCUGUGGCCAACUCAUCACAGAAGAUGAUGUUCGAGAUGCCGAGAACAUCGCUGGCCGACUGGCAGAUCUGCAGAGCGUGUAUCAAGAGCAAGAAAUCACCGACUACCCCCUUAUUUCCAGAACAAAACAGUCGCGAUCCUUCCGAGAUGUACUCAUCAGCUUCUUCGAAAACCUCAUUGUCAACAUGCACCAAAAUAAUCUCAUGUAUAGGGACGAGUUCCUGAUUGAAAACCUUCACGCAUGGCUUGCCAGCAUGUCAUCAUCAAGCCUCCGACCCUUCCGCCAUACAGCCACCACCAUAUCUUUGGCAGUUCAGUCUGCCCUUGUCAUGGUCGCCAACGACCUUGAUUUCAGGCUUGGACGUGCAGGAAAAGCUCGAAACUCGAAGGUCAAGAUGACUGCUGCGAUACAGCGUGAUGCGGAAAAGAAUACCAGCAAUCGCAAAGUUUGCUCCGAGAUGAUUCAAUCGUUUUUCGACACUGUCUUUGUCCACCGCUACCGAGAUGUUGACCCUAGAAUCAGAACAGAAUGUGUGGAGGCUCUCGGCAACUGGAUUAUUUCCUUGCCAGCCCUUUUUCUUGAUCCUGGCUACCUGCGCUACCUAGGCUGGAUGUUGUCGGAUACUCAUGCUCCCACACGCCAUGAGGUUCUCAGGCACCUUGCUAAAGUAUUUAGAAGAGACGCAGACACAUUGGGACAUUUUAUCGACAGAUUUCGCCCCCGUCUAGUGGAGAUGGCCUGCAAAGAUGCUGACGUCUCUGUUCGCGCAGCAGCGAUUGCGGUUAUUGACGUCCUUCGUGACCAAGACAUGCUCGAGGGCGAAGAGGUCGAUGCCAUUGGAAAACUUAUCUUCGACAAUGAACUUAGAAUUCGAAAGGCAGUUGUUGGAUUCUUUGUAGCAUGCACCAAAGACGCUAUCAACGAAAAGGUGAAAUCGCUAGGUGACUCCGACAUUAUGGAAGAGAUUCCCAAGGGGAAGAAGGCAUCUCUUGAUGCCCCUCGCGUCGAAUGGGUUGACCUGAAGUGCUUGGCUGAGACACUAGCCAUUUACGACAGUCAAAUUGAGGAAGAGCAAAGUAACCAGGUCUUAGGACUGGAUGCAGCCGUAGACCUCUUGGAUGCAGCUGUUCCAGAGACUAGAAUCUCGUUGGCGUCUCAAGUUCUCUUUGAGAAGGUUGAUGAAAUCAAGCAAUGGACACUGCUCGCUGGAUACCUACUAUUUGAUCACACAACGAGUUCAAAAGCAAGAUCCAAGGGCAACAACCCAGAACUUGCAUUCAAGAAGGCUGUUGCUCCUUCGCCUGCAGAGGAAGCCAUACUACUGGAUGUAUUGAGUUCGGCGGUCAAGUCAAGCCUAACUCAUUCAGGAGAACAUGACAGGUCACGAAAGAAGCAUCAAACAUCCAAAGACGCCGAAGAUUUGAGCAUUAGCCCCGAAGAUACGGCGACUGAGCUUGUUACUGUUAUCCCUCAUCUUCUAAGCAAAUUCGGAGCCGAGCCGGACACUGCCGCAAUCGUUCUGCGCCUAGCACACUUUCCCGAUAUUGAAGUGUUCAAGCAAUUGCGGCAAAACACAAACAAAUACGAGAAGCUACUUGACGAGAUUGUUACCCAAUUCAACAGACAUGACGAUAAGAGAGUCUUGUCCGAAGCGGCUGCAGCACUGCUGCAUUCGCGUCGAUACGAUGAAUUGGAGGAAGUUACAGACAGCAAGAUCUCAAAUCUGUGGGAGUCAACCAUGACUGCUUUGCACAACUUCGACAAGACUUACGAGCUUUCAUCCAGAGGGAAUUUGGAGGAAUCGCCUCUCAAGGAACUGGCCACUAUCUUAUUAAAGAUAAGCAAAUUGGCAAGUCUGUCCAACUGUGUGGACAUUCUUGAGGCGGAGGGGGAUUCUACAGAGUCAACAACAACGCCCGUAAUUCAAAUACUCGCCAACAUUGUGCAUCGCGGCAAGUAUGAACCUCUGGACGAUCAGGAUGUCGAUGACCUGGAGGAUGAGGUUGUCUCUUGUGCUAUCAAGACCUGUCAGUUCUACUUUAUGUGGAAAGCUUUGGCAUACAGCACACUUCUUUCAUCAGGUCUCAAUAUCGCAGACGCGGAACUCGAUCGCCUAUCUGUGCUUCGCCAGACUUUCCGCAGACACCUCAUCGAAACGCUUUCCUCUCGCGCCGCCAUCGACCAGCUGCGACUAUUUGCUACAGGCAGCUUGUGCGAUCUUCAUCUAACUUUUGCCACCCUACGGCCUGCCAUUGAGAGCGCUCGUCCCGCUUCAAAUUCUGGGUCGCCUCCCGCGGAAGGUGAAAAAUACAAGGCAUUGAUUCAGGAGAUCGAGUCAGGACUUAUCCCUGAGCUGAUCGCUAUUUUUGACGGAGCCGAGAAGCUAUACGCCAAGAAGAUCAAGAAAGACAAGUUAUUGAACGAACCUGCCGAGGAUGAAGAUCCCAUUGCCGAUGACGAGGAGGAGGAGGAAGAUGAUGAGGAUGAGAGCCUGUCUGAGGAAGAGCGUCUCGCUGCUGAACUCAAGGCUGAAAAGGCACUCUGCGAACUCACAGCCAAAUACGUUCUCGUUAUUACCGCACGACUUGUAGACAUCAAGGGCACACAUGCAGGCAAACUGCGGCGACGUUUACUUCGCAACCAGAAUAAACUCGGCCAUAACUUCAAAGAGGUUGUCACCUAUCUCGAUGAGGAGAAGCUGGCUGAGCGAACAAGGAAGAAGGCCGCCAGCGUGCACCCCACAACAUCCAAGUCUCAAAAACCCCAACUUAGCGAAGCGCUUGUGAUUGAGGACGAUGAUAUCUUCGAUAGCACGCCACCCCCUGAGGAGGGUUCACGAGAGGAUCUCCGCCAGAAGGGCCUCUUGGAGGAUGACCCAAUCGAGGACGAUGACGAAAAUGAAGAAGCGGAACGACCAGCUCAUGAAUCAGAUAAUGAAGUUAUAGGGGAUUAG